UCGCACCACUUCUUAAACUGGAACAAAGACAGUUAAGCACUCACCGUUACAAGAUCUACGAGAACACCAUUUGUUAGUUGUAUUUCCAUUUGAUAAAACAACAGGUAGCUUCGAGAGUAAUUUGUGUAGAAUUCAAAUCAACACUUCUGAAUUGUAACUGCGAUUGAGGAACACCCGAUUCGCUAAAAUAGAUUUUACAAUAUUCUGUGGACGAAUCCAUCGAGUGAAAAUGCCUCAUCUUAAGACCGAGUCGCGAGUACUGCCUGUACUGUUUCUCAUCGCUUUGCUCUCAUCAGUGAAUACUGCCCCAACGUUUAUGCGAUCAACGGCAUCAAAAUGCAACCGGCUCAACUGCAUAACCACGGGGUCAAACGGCACGCCAGCUGGUGCAACAUCCCCCGGCGACGGAGACAUGAUCGAAAUUACCGAGGAAAAUUUGAAACAGGAGUCUCUGAUAACGGUCAAGAGAGGAGCAAGCACUGAUCUCAACUUAAGCGGCAACGACCAGCUCACUGAUGUCGUUUCUCUUUUAGAGAGUCAGGAUAAUGGAAUGAAAGUGACAACUGGAGAUGUUUUACUUGCGGUUUCUGAUACGCAGAGCAAACGCAUCGCAAAGAGCGCUACUGAGGGUGGAUGCACCGCGAAGAGGACUGUAGGGCUAUCCACUACGGAAACAACGUCAGAAACAAUACCUAUGCGAGCAAUGUGUCAGUGGGUUUACACACAGAACGUUAGCGAAACAAGGAACCCGCCAAAAAUGGAGUUUGCAGAACUGAAAGAUGGCGCAUGCGCAAAGUGUAUCGACAGUACUGGUAGGGUGGUGACUGACAGUCAUUGUGAACUCUUCUACUACUCAGCUCCUGUUGAAAGAAGAAUCAAUGGAAAAUGGGUGAAAGGGACAGAGAACGUCCCCCUUGCUGGAGUAUGCGUCAAAACCAAGCAAUAGGCAACCGCAAGGUGGCGCCCUUUACCGAGACACAAACGGGUUCAAUACAGCAGGUUUGAAUAAAUAAAGUGCUGUUUUAUGUUAUUUUUUAACAACUAUUUAGCCUAUUAUAUAUUUUAUUAAUGGAACUUCUACAUUAUUUGACUUCCUCACACCUCCUAUGGUACUCAGAGCGUGAGCUAUAAAUAUGGAAUAAUAUCUAAGUGACCGAGUCCUUUUGACCUCUAGCCGAGCGAAGGUGCCCAACUCAGUAAUAUUAUUUGUCAAAGACCAGUCUUCUCACAUUACAGUAUCUCAACAUUUGCUUAAAUAUAGCAAAC
Molecule: messenger RNA, 1266 nt
Organism: Asterias rubens (European starfish)
Lineage: Eukaryota; Metazoa; Echinodermata; Asteroidea; Forcipulatida; Asteriidae
Exons: 4
Coding region: 230-946 (238 amino acids)
Source: RefSeq, a predicted model, not a curated record